GUUUCAAAAUGCUUUUCAAAUACACAAAACAUGUUAAAACUACUGGGCAGCCUGGGUCGCUCCUGCUGCUCAUCAGCCAAAUCGGGAUUCAAGAUCCAGCCAAGUUGUAUUUCAAGGAUUUGGUUUGGUCCGAUGCCCAAGGACUCGAAUUGGAUAAAACCAGGUCGUCUUCACUACAUCGAAAACGAGGUGGAAAAACAAGUGGACAUUAUAAAAACAAUAGAUGGUGUGGUGGUGCUACUGUACAACAAAUCGCGCGAAAAACUGAUCUUCGUGCGUCAGUUCAGAGGAGCGGUGUACCAGGGAAUACAUUCAGCUGGAUCCCCAGACAUGUCCAAAGGAGAAGCUGACCUGGAGAAGUUUCCGCCCGAAAUGGGAGUUACUUUGGAACUUUGCGGUGGCGCCGUGGACAAGGCCAAAAGCGUUGUGGAGAUCGCCAAGGAGGAAGUCCUUGAAGAGUGCGGAUACGAGGUGCCCACGGAAUCGCUGCAGCAUGUCUACGAUUAUAGAUCGGGUAUUGGCACCUCCAGCAGUGCCAUGACAUUGUUCUACUGCGAGGUGUGUGAUGCUCAAAGGGUCUCGGAAGGCGGGGGCGUGGACACAGAGGAGAUCCAGGUGCUAGAAAUGUCCUUGGAGGAGUCGAGGAAGCUGGUCCAAACAGGGGCCAUAACUAAUGGUGGACCCUCCUGCUUGCUGGGGCUACUAUGGUUCUUUCUGCACAAGGCUCCCAAACGUGCUUAGUGGUAUAUCAGUAUUAAAAACUUUAAAUAAGCUAAAUUUAAA
Messenger RNA from Drosophila erecta, 783 nucleotides. RefSeq names its product uridine diphosphate glucose pyrophosphatase. Bases 31 to 741 code for a protein of 236 amino acids. Gene Ontology annotation, biological process: ribose phosphate metabolic process; nucleoside phosphate metabolic process. Gene Ontology annotation, molecular function: metal ion binding; UDP-sugar diphosphatase activity. The transcript has a single exon. NCBI's taxonomy places the organism in Eukaryota, Metazoa, Arthropoda, Insecta, Diptera, Drosophilidae. The record is from RefSeq and is a predicted model, not a curated record.